AAAAAGAAAACAGAAAGAAACGAUCUUUUACUGAAAUGAUUAGAGCGUUUGAAAAUAGUUUAGGAAUUAGAAAUGAUAUAAAGUGGAAUAAUUUUAUAUUGAUCACUCUCUACCAUAUUAUUGGAGUUUACUGGUGCUACCAUUAUGCCUUCCCAGCGAAAUGGCAAACAUUGAUAUUUGCGGCAAUAAUGUACAUAGGAAGUGGUUUCGGAGUCACUGGUGGGGCCCAUCGACUUUGGACACAUAGAGCCUAUAAAGCGAAAAGACCUUUGCAGUUAUUUCUUCUCAUGUGCUUUUCUAGCGCUGGCCAGAACUCUCUAUAUCAAUGGGUAAGAGACCACCGCAUACACCACAAAUACAGUGACACAGACGCCGACCCACACAACGCAAACCGAGGACUGUUCUUUUCACACAUCGGGUGGUUGAUGUUGAAAAAGAACGACCAAGUUAAACAAGCCGGAAAGCUGAUCGACAUGAGCGACAUUGAAAGCGAUCCUGUGUUGAAAUUCUAUAAUAAACACUUUAAUUACUUCAAACUAAUAUUCUGUUAUAUCCUACCGACCAUGACCGGUAUCUGGCUAUGGGGAGAGAAUUGGAAGUGUGCAGUUGCUUGGCAGUGCUUCAUCCGCUACUUAAGUGCUUUCCAUAGCGAGUUGACCGUCAACAGCCUUGCACACGCGUUUGGAUAUAAGCCUUACAACAAGACCAUAAUGCCAGCGGAAAAUCGUUUUGUGGCAACAUGCACCUUGGGAGAAGGCUGGCACAACUAUCACCACGCGUUUCCCUUCGAUUACAAGGCUGCUGAGCAUUUCGAUUUCCUGAACUUCGGAACCUUUUUCAUUAGAUUCUUCGUCAGAAUAGGUUGGGCGUACGGUCUACGAGAAGCGACUCCAGAAAUGAUCAAUUCUUUAGCGGAAAGAAUAGGUGACGGCACUCCAGUACACUUUCCUUUGGAUCCCAAAGAUAGAAGAACUAACGAUAGAAUAGUAGGUUAAAACUGUCUUGCUUAUAUUGUUUACAACUAACUGUAGUCGAUGCACUACUUUUUACUUAAAUAUCUAAGUGAUGUAACAAAAAUAACUUGUAAUAAAAUUACGCUAUGAACCUUUCUGUUGUAUACAUCAUUCAUUCGUAUUAAAUAAACAAAGGCUCGACCGAUGUG
Messenger RNA from Hyposmocoma kahamanoa, 1162 nucleotides. Its product is annotated as acyl-CoA Delta(11) desaturase-like. Gene Ontology annotation, cellular component: endoplasmic reticulum membrane. The coding region runs from base 36 to 995 and encodes 319 amino acids. Gene Ontology annotation, biological process: unsaturated fatty acid biosynthetic process. Gene Ontology annotation, molecular function: stearoyl-CoA 9-desaturase activity; iron ion binding. The transcript has 5 exons. Lineage: Eukaryota; Metazoa; Arthropoda; Insecta; Lepidoptera; Cosmopterigidae. The record is from RefSeq and is a predicted model, not a curated record.